Perognathus longimembris pacificus (Pacific pocket mouse) is the source of this 1852-nucleotide messenger RNA. RefSeq names its product F-box protein 39 (gene Fbxo39). The coding region runs from base 127 to 1458 and encodes 443 amino acids. The record is from RefSeq and is a predicted model, not a curated record. The transcript is spliced from 4 exons. NCBI's taxonomy places the organism in Eukaryota, Metazoa, Chordata, Mammalia, Rodentia, Heteromyidae. Gene Ontology annotation, molecular function: protein binding.
GGCAGCUCGCGGUCCCUGCAGCCCAAAGCGGGGGCGCAGCAAGCGGAAAACAGGUGAUUGCUUUUCUCUGCUCACUCUUGGAAGCCCUGCUCCCCACACAGCGACACCAGACAUCCAAGUUCUUCAAUGGACGAAGAAGGCGACCUGAUCCAGCCUCAAGAUCAGAGCUGCUGGGCCACCCUGCCAGAUGUGUGCCUGCGUCGUGUUUUCUGGUGGCUGGGAGACAGGGACCGGUCCAGGGCAGCCCUGGUCUGCAGGAAAUGGAACCAGAUGAUGUCUUCGGCUGAUCUCUGGCGCCAUCGGACCAUCACCUUCAGUGGAAGACCUUCCAGGGCACAUGCAUCAGAGUUUGAGUCCGCUCUGUGGUAUGUGAAGAAAUUUGGUCGUUACCUGGAACAUCUGGAGAUCAAGUUUCUGAAUCCAUACAAUGCUGUCUUAACCAAAAAGUUCCAGAUCACCAUGCGAGGCUUGCUCGCAUGCCUGGGCAAGAGUAACAGCCGCCUGAAGUCUCUCUCCAUCCAGCACCUGGAGAUGGACCGUCUGGUCUGGAGGAACAGUAUCAGGAACUCCCUCAUCAAGAGCUUGAGCUUCUUCCUCAAGAAGAUGGGCAAGCAUCUGGAUCAGCUCAGCCUGAAGGGAGCCAGGCUGACGGUGGAGCAAGGCUGUGGGGUCCUCACCUCCCUGAGCUACCUGAAGAACGCCAGCAUGGCCUCGGAGCUCAACAUCGAAGAUUUCUUCAGCCACCAUCUAGCUGUCUACAGCAGCCCCCAGUUCCACAAGACCAUGAACACGUUCCACAACCUCACAUCCCUGACGCUGAACUACAACUGUAUCUCUGACGAGCUGCUGGAGAGCCUCGGUGAGAACAAUGCCAGCACGCUCGGCACCAUGAACAUAAAAUGCCACAUUCAUGACCCCCAUGGGCAGGUGGUCUGGGGCAUGUCCUGGGCCAAGCUGGCAAAGCAGGCCAGCAACCUGAAAGUGAACUUCUUCUUUGAACGGGUCAUGAAAUAUGAGCGUUUGGUUCGGAUUCUCCUGCAAGAGAUCCCAGUGAGGAGCGUCAGCCUCCGAAGCUGCUACUUCAGUGAUCCGGACUGGUCUAUGCGGCCCACGCUCACCGACCUCCUGCCCACCUUCCGGUACACUCUGCAGAAAUUAACUUUUGAGUUCAACAAUAACCACGAGUCACUUGAUGAGGAGCUACACCUCCUCAUCCUGUCCUGCAGAAAGCUUUUCUACUUCAAAAUCUGGGCUUUCCUGGAUGUCAGGUUUGUGGAGCGGAUCCUGAAAAGCCAGGAGGAGGGGCAGUGUUCCUUGCGCACGCUUAAGGUGAGAAUAUAUACUAACAGAUAUGAGACAAAUGAAGAGGACAGGACCCUGCGGGAAAUUUACAGGAGGUACAGAAAGCUGAUUGAUUCAGAGCUGAACUAUUUUGUCAUCGCCUAUCCCAUGAUGUAGUGAGCACUCUCUAGAGGAAGAAACCUAAGUGCGCUUUGAACCCGAAAACCUGGUUCCUAAAGAACUACACCUGGAGCACCCCAAACCUCUGUCUUCUCUCUCCUUUUGGCCAGUUCCACACCAACACGAACAGCCUGGCAAAGGCUGGGACUGUGGUGGUGGAUGGCCUGGGUGACUUUAAAGUGCCAUCUUUACCAACUCUCUGGGGGUGAUUGCUUUUUGUCAUGUGCUUUUACUUUUUGUCACCCUCAGCCAUUGAGAAAGAACAAAGCCAAAGCAGUUUCCCUACUAGCGAAGGCUGACUCCUGCUCGCCUGGGUUCCUGUCAGGCAGCCUGUGGGCAGAUAGAAACCAUGACCUGCCUUACCCAUUUAGAAAUGGCAUCCCUCCUGCUG